This is a messenger RNA of Aureobasidium pullulans EXF-150, 960 nucleotides long. RefSeq lists its product as uncharacterized. Bases 221 to 943 code for a protein of 240 amino acids. Lineage: Eukaryota; Fungi; Ascomycota; Dothideomycetes; Dothideales; Saccotheciaceae. The transcript has a single exon. The record is from RefSeq and is a predicted model, not a curated record.
AGAUUGAUAAAAAGCCGACUAUCUGAGACUAGCUUUUGAGAGGACAAACUGUCACAAACAAGAAAUAUAGUGUUGGUGGAAGAUAUCAUCCACUCAGGUAGACAGCCUCGACCUUCCGUAAAACACGAACCAUCUUGUCGAAAACCAAGCGAUGCGUCCAAUCCCAAAGUCCAUCUCGUAACCCCAAAGAAGAAAAGUGGGAAAGUGCGACUGAGCUCAUAUGCGCUCCUUCCCAAAAGUCAUCCCUAAAUCACCCGCCACGGUUCCGCAACCAUCCUUUACAAAUAUUACUCACACUUUGAUCUUCAAUCAUCUUGCACAGUUAUCACACACUUCUAUCAACCAAUAUACAACAACCAUGUCAAGCUUACGCCUCACACAAUAUGCUCGCAGGGCAGUCACCCGUCUACCACGCUGCCAACCAUCAACAAGAUCCUUCCACUCUCAAGAUCCAGAACUCGCAUACAGAGCCUCUUUCUCUCGCUGGCCCAACAUCGAAACCUUUUGUCGUCGUCUCAUCGCCGAAGCGUUCCACGAUCAAAAACAUUCCUCCAAAGCCUGGAAAGAACAACAAGCAGAGAUAAACCUCCUCAGAGAUAGAGUCGACAGAUCUCUCGCCGAAGUAAAGGAUGCGAGUAAGAUAUUAGCGAUCGAUCAAUCUUGGGAACGAUUCCAUAACAGCAAUACUUGGGGAGCUUGGUUCAAGCAUCCUGCUUGUGGUGCUGGGUUGAUUGUUGGAUUGUUGUGUCAUCCGGCAAUGAUGCAGAUUGCAGAGAACAUGAAGAAAAGGAAGGAGGAAGAGAUGGCGAAGAAAGAACAAGAGCGGGUUGAUAAGAUGAGGCUGAUGAUGCUGUGGGAGGAGGCCGAAAAGAGAGGAAAGUAUUUGUGGCCGACGAGGAGAUCCUUCAGCUUGGACAAGAUGGAGUGGAGAGACAUACAUUAGAGAUGAAGUCGAUCUAA